Molecule: messenger RNA, 1421 nt
Organism: Polyodon spathula (Mississippi paddlefish)
Lineage: Eukaryota; Metazoa; Chordata; Actinopteri; Acipenseriformes; Polyodontidae
Product: putative zinc finger protein 876
Exons: 3
Coding region: 75-962 (295 amino acids)
Biological process (GO): regulation of transcription by RNA polymerase II
Cellular component (GO): nucleus
Molecular function (GO): DNA-binding transcription activator activity, RNA polymerase II-specific; RNA polymerase II cis-regulatory region sequence-specific DNA binding
Source: RefSeq, a predicted model, not a curated record
UUAACGUUAUAGCAGCUGUUUUAAUGCACGUAGCUAAAUAAUAACGCAGGUGCACGCAGUAAACCCCGGUAAAGAUGCAAGCGAAGUGCGGAAUGAAGUUUUCCGCAAUGAGGAGAAGAACGAUGGAUGUGAAAGUGAAGGACGAAGAGGAGGGUGAAUAUCCGGUAUCGGAGCUGAAUGUCAUACCAGUAACGCUGGUGGAAAUAGCAGACCCAGUCCCUGAGGCUCAGCCGGCAGUCCCAGUAAAGACAGAGAGCGCGGAAUUGCCCGUCAGCACGGCAGAAACCGAAGUAACGCUGCAGGCCGCCGAGAGCAAGACUCCCAAGAGGAGAAGGAAAAGGAAGCCGCUGGCUGCCAGCAAGACCGUGUACAGGUGUGACCUCUGCGAGAAGAACAUCAAGCAUCUGACCAGCUUCCAGGAUCACCUGAGGAUCCACACGGGCGAGCGGCCGUUCACCUGCUCUCAGUGCGGGAAGACCUUCGUGCGGAGCUCGGACCUGAUCAAGCACCGGCUGGUCCACUCGGAGCAGAGACCCCACCCCUGCCCCUCCUGCGGCAAGCGCUUCAAACUGCGGGGGGACCUGACCAAACACCAGGCCGUCCACUCCGAGGUCAAGCCCUUCGCCUGCCCCUCCUGCGGCAAGACUUUCAAGCGCGCUGCCUGCCUGGUGAAGCACGAGCGCGUCCACGACCCCGAAAGCCCCUUCAGCUGCCCGGAGUGCGGCCGCGGGUUCAAGUGGGAGGCGUCGCUGACCGAACACCGGCGGAUUCACAGCGGGGACCGGCCCUUCGUGUGCGGGGCCGACGGCUGUGCCAGGAGCUUCACCCACUUCUCUACCUACCAGCAGCACAAGCGCGCCCACCUGAACCAGCGACAGUUCAAGUGCGGGACCUGCGAGCGGGGCUUCAACCAACGCUCCAACCUGCUCAAGCACGAGAGAACCCACAGCCAGAAGAGCUAGCGCCAGGGCAGGACUGACUCUCUCUCUGUCUGUCUGUUCGUUUACAGGGUUUAGAUAAUGAGUGCAUCAUUUAAUAGUCUUAUUUCCUUCCCUGUAAUAAGUGGGUUCAUGGAUCGCCUUGUGGGGCGGGGCAGGGAGGACGGGACGGGACACUGGGGUUUCGUGAAUUCUUAUGGGUGUAUUAUUUAAAUCAAUUAUACAGAAUUCCCCUUGCAUCUGAUCAUGUAAAUAACACACCCACAAGAGUUCAUGAAACCCCAGUGUGCUGAGAUCAGGAGCUGACCACAGGUCCAGCCUAGUCACAAGAGGUAUUACUAGACAAAGCGAAUCGUGUUGUUAGAUUUGAAAACACUGUAAAAUGUACCCAAGUUGGAGGUUUUUGGAUGUUGGAUAGGAGGCAAUGCUGUGGAUGGUUGUUGGUGCAAAAAAAUAAACAAAUACUAAAUAAAAAAACCAGCA